AGUACUUGUAUCUUUUCACUGAUUGAGGGCUGGUUUUUACUGGUUCUGGAUACCUGAGUAGACUGUUGCUGGGUCUCUCCCAGGGUGGAAAACACUUCCCGAGUGCCGCUGCUUGCCUACUUCGCUGCUACCCCAUAGCUGGUCUUGGCUGAACGGCUUAGGCUCUCAGGUCAGGUCUGGCAACUCUUUGCUGCUUCCGAACGUGUCUCCCUUUCACUGCCACUCAGUCCAUUUCCUCAACUUUGCUUCUGAUGUUUAGGGCCCCUACAUUGUCAUAUGUAAUUGAUUCACUUGUUUUUUCGUGUCUUUUUUGUGUAAGGGGGAACACCGGAAGCAUCUGACUACUCUGCCGUCUUGGCCCCGCCUCCUCUUGACAGGGAUUAUUUUUAAAAAAAACUUUACUAACUGAAUGAGCAAAAGUGCCUGUUUCUUUUUGAUUUUUAUAGUUAUAUUUCUUUGAAUACAAGUGAGGCUAAAUGUUUUCUUGUAUAUUUGUUGCAUCUAGUUUUUUUUUUUAAAUUAAAAAAGGCUUUAAGUAUUUACUUUUUAAUCAAUUGUCUAUUCUAGUGUUUUCCUUUUAUGGAAAUUUUUAAUUCAUUAAGCUUGACUAAUUACUUUUGCUUUUAGUUCUUAGAUUGAAAUUGUUUUUCAGAUGUUUUUAGUUUGUAUUGUUGUUCAGUUAAAUGUAAUUUUCUCUUACCCAAUUGCUGAACAGUUAUUCUUACACCUAAUUAUUCCCAGGGAGAAAUAUGUCUUCUGUCUUAGUCUUGAUAUUAGAUUUAGUUAUGCUUUUAUGAGCACCUGUUUUCUGCCCAGAAAACAAAUCAUGUAAGAAAUAGUGUUUUCCUUUGUAGGGGAGGUUGUUGUAUAACUUAGAAGCAAACUAUUGCCUGCCUUUAACAGGUGUGCUUGUGUUUUUGUUCCUGCCAUUCAUCAUACUACAUUUUUUGUGUGACCAUAUCAGGAGACUUUUUAUAGCCAUGAAAUGGAGCAUAUAGUGUAGCAGAGGUGAUCAGCAUAACUGUGGAAAUAAUUAAUUGUGAUUGUGAUAAAUGCCAUGAAGGGAAAGUAUAGAUAAUUCAUUAUAUGGCACCUAACCUUAUCUCUGGAUUUAGAGAAUCACCCUUCCUUGAAUAAGUGACUUUAAGCAAGAACCUGAGGGCUGGAUAGAAGUUAGCCAGCUGAAAGAAGACUGGGGUGAAGGGCAUUAUUCCAGUUAGACUAUAAACAGCCUAUUUAAAGCCUCUGAAGCAGGAAUGGGCUUUGGAGUAUUCAGGAACUGAAGGAAGUAAGUAUGGCUCAGAGAGGUGGAGAAAGGAGAAGGUUGUAAUGGUAUGUAGAUUAUGUAGGGAAUCCACUGAACAAGUUUUAAAUGGGGCCAUGAUAUAUUUGGAUUUGGGUUUUUGAAAUUCACUCUGUUGUGGAAAAUAGAUUGGUGGGGGUUCGUUAAAAAUGAAUAUAGAGAGACUAUUUAGGAGGUCAUGCAAAUGGCCCUGAUUAAAGAUGAUGUUAGCUUGCACUAGGCUAAUAGUGGAGGUAGAGAGAAGUAGUCAAGUCUCAGCACUAUUUAGGAGGAGGAAUGGGGAAUACGUAGUAAUUGAUUAAAAUGACGUUAGGGAGUAGGGUGGAGGUGUCAGAGAUGAUGUCUAGGUGUUUUGUAUUAGCAAAUGUGAUUGUGAAUGUCAUUAGUAAGAUAGGUAAAACGGUAAAAGAGCAGAUUUUAUCAUAAAUUUCGGACAGAGCUUAAAAUAUCUGUUUAAUAUAGCAAGUGUUAUAUCUGGGUCUGAAAUGCUAAGGAUAGCUCUGAACAUGAGAUAAAAUUUGGGAAUCAUAGUAGACAUAUCCUUGUAUUUUAAUUGCUAAUGGAAGUUUUGGAAAUGAAUGAGAUUGUCAAGUGUUUAACAUGAAAUUAGAAGGCAUCCUAGGCCAGAGACCUGAGAAACUACAAUAUUUAAAGAUUAGAUAAGGUAUUUGGAGUUCCUAGGUGGUACAAAUGGUUAAAAGUGCUUGGCUGCUAACUGAAAGGUUGAGAGUUGAAGUCCACCCAGAUGUAAUGUACCUUGAAAGAAAACCGGGAGACCUUCUUCUGAAAAACCAGCCAUUAAAAAUCCUGUUGCACCCAGUUGUACUCUGACACAGAUGGAGUUGCCGUGAGUCAGAAUCUACUAGACAGCAGCUGGUUUUUCUGGUGAUCGGAAAGUGCUGCCAAAGAGGUAACAGCAAAUCCUGGAGAGUGAAAUACUGACAGAAAAGAAAUUCAGGAUUUCAUGGCUUACAUUUGAUGUACUCAUUUAGUAUUUCAUUUUACUUUCCUACUCUUACUUUUCCUUUGGAUUUUAUUUAUGUGACUAUAUUUUUAGCUAUAAAAAUUCUUUUGGGAAUGAGGUAGGCUAUAAAUACAUGUUCAGAUGUGACCUCCUGGAACAUUUUUUUUUUUUAUAGUUAAGACAAUGCUAUUGGAACUUAUUUGUUUAUUACUUACAUAAUUAUAUCUGCCCUUUUUUCCAGUAGUGAAAAGAAAUGGUAGUACUUGGCCCUAUGUUUGUUUCUGGUUUUAAAUCGUGAGAGUGGUAGGGAGAUGGGACACAAUAACUUUUGAGUACCAUUGUUUGUUAAUGAUAAGAGUAACUAAAGUAAAUAGAUCAGAAAGGAGGUCAGCACAUGUAAGAUCAUGAUGCCUGUCUAUGUCAAUCCAAGUUCUAAGUUCCUGAUUUUGGCUUAUUAUUUUAGGAGAAACUAGGCCUAACAGACUGCAGUAAUUGUAGCUGAUCACAGAUAAAGGCAAAUGUGAAAUUAUUUUGUUUUUAUUAGUAUAGCGUUAAAAAAAAAAAGGAAAGCUUUCUAGUAGGAAUUUAAGUUAAGUAAAAUUUACCUUUUUAAAGUUAUCUAGUGCUCUGAAGAGAUCACAUGUCAAGGAUAAGAAUUAUUUUGUGAGAAAUGUUCUAAAAUAUUUUUGGUGGCAGCUACUAGAAAGUGUUGCUCCGCUUUUUAAGUACUUUUGAAGUUACAAGGGAGGAAGAUGUUGUAUUUGUGGAACUCUGAAAAAUCUCUUCAUUUUCUCUUUUUGUUUUUUAAUAGAGAUGUGAACUAUGUCCCCAUAAGGAUGGAGCUUUAAAAAGAACAGAUAAUGGGGUUUAAUCUUUGAUACAUUUGGAAUGUAUCCAGGUAAUACAAUGUGAGGUUGGGCUCAUGUGGUUUGUGCCCUGUAUAUUCCAGAGGUUCAAUUUGCCAAUGUUUCUACAAUGGAACCAAUUGUUUUACAGUCUGUUCCACAUGAUCGUUAUAAUAAGACUUGCUACAUUUGUGAUGAACAAGGAAGAGAAAGCAAAGCGGCCACUGGUGCUUGCAUGACGUGUAAUAAACAUGGAUGUCGACAGGCUUUCCAUGUAACAUGUGCUCAGUUUGCUGGACUACUUUGUGAAGAAGAAGGUAAUGGUGCAGAUAACGUCCAGUACUGUGGCUAUUGUAAAUACCAUUUUAGUAAACUGAAAAAGAGCAAACGGGGAUCUAAUAGGUCAUAUGAUCAAAGUUUAAGUGAUUCUUCCUCUCACUCUCAGGAUAAACAUCAUGAGAAAGAGAAAAAAAAAUACAAAGAAAAGGACAAACAUAAACAAAAACACAAGAAGCAACCUGAGCCAUCACCUGCAUUAGUUCCAUCCUUGACUGUUACUACAGAAAAAACUUAUACAAGCACUAGCAGCAACUCUAUGUCAGGAUCCUUGAAGCGUUUGGAAGAUACUGCAGCACGAUUUACAAAUGCAAAUUUCCAGGAAGUCUCUGCCCAUACCUCUAGUGGAAAAGAUGUUUCAGAGGCUAGAGGGUCAGAGGGCAAAGGAAAGAAAUCUUCAGCUCACAGCUCAGGUCAGAGGGGAAGAAAGCCUGGUGGUGGAAGAAAUCCAGGAACGACUGUGUCAGCAGCUAGUCCUUUUCAGCAAGGCAGUUUUUCAGGAACUCCAGGCAGUGUAAAAUCAUCAUCUGGAAGUUCAGUACAGUCUCCCCAGGAUUUCUUGAGCUUUACAGAGUCAGAUCUGCGUAAUGACAGUUACAGUCACUCCCAACAGUCAUCAUCAACCAAAGAUGUACAUAAAGGAGAGUCUGGAAGCCAGGAAGGGGGGGUAAAUAGUUUUAGUUCCUUAAUUGGUCUCGCUUCGACCUCAGCUGUUAUUUCACAGCCUAAAAGCUUUGAAAAUUCACCUGGAGAUUUGGGUAAUUCCAGCCUUCCUACCACAGGAUAUAAACGGGCUCAAACCUCUGGCAUUGAAGAAGAAACUGUGAAGGAAAAGAAAAGAAAAGGAAAUAAACAAAGUAAGCAUGGACCUGGUAGACCCAAAGGCAACAAAAAUCAAGAGAAUAUUUCUCACCUCUCAGUUUCUUCUGCUUCACCAACAUCAUCUGUAGCAUCAGCUACAGGAAGUGUAACAAGCUGUAGUCUUCAGAAAUCACCUACGCUGCUCAGGAAUGGAAGUUUACAAAGUCUUAGUGUUGGCUCAUCUCCAGUUGGUUCAGAAAUUUCCAUGCAGUAUCGGCAUGAUGGAGCUUGUCCAACAACUACUUUCUCAGAGUUGCUGAAUGCAAUACACAAUGGUAUUUAUAACAGCAAUGAUGUAGCAGUAUCGUUUCCAAAUGUAGUAUCUGGCUCAGGAUCUAGUACUCCUAUCUCCAGUUCUCAUUUACCUCAGCAAUCUUCUGGCCAUUUGCAACAAGUGGGAGCUCUUUCUCCCUUAGCCACAUCUUCUGCAACCACUGCUGUUGCUACAACUCAGGCAAAUACCCUAUCUGGAUCUUCUCUUGGUCAGGUGCCAUCGCAUAUGUAUGGCAGUAGGUUAAAUCCAAAUUCAUCAAUGGCAACUCUUAUAGCUCAGUCUGAAAACAAUCAAACAGAUCAAGAUCUUGGAGACAAUAGCCGCAGCCUUGUUGGCAGGGGAAGCUCACCCAGAGGAAGUCUCUCACCAAGAGCUCUACCAUGUUCUUUUACAGCCUAUUUCAGAGAUUAUUUACGAUCUCCUGUAAGCAGCUUACAGAUUCGCUAUGAUCAACCAGGCAACAGCAGUUUGGAAAAUCUGCCUCCAGUAGCAGCAAGCAUAGAACAGCUUUUGGAGAGGCAGUGGAGUGAAGGACAGCAAUUUUUACUAGAGCAGGGUACUCCUAGUGACAUUUUAGGAAUGCUGAAGUCAUUACACCAACUUCAAGUUGAGAAUCGAAGAUUAGAGGAACAGAUUAAAAACUUGACUGCCAAAAAAGAACGCCUUCAGUUAUUGAAUGCACAGCUUUCAGUGCCUUUUCCAACAAUAACAACAAAUCCUAGUCCAUCUCAUCAAAUACAUGCAUUUUCAACACAGACUGCUCCUACUACGGAUUCCUUAAACAGCAGUAAGAGCCCUCAUCUAGGAAACAGCUAUUUACCUGAUAAUUCACUUCCUGUGUUAAAUCAGGACUUAACCUCCAGUGGACAAAGCACCAGCAGUUCAUCAGCUCUUUCUACUCCACCUCCUGCUGGGCAGAGUCCAGCUCAACAAGGCUCAGGAGUUAGUGGAGUUCAACAGGUCAAUGGUGUGCCAGUGGGGGCACUAGCUAGUGGAAUGCAGACUGUAACAUCCACCAUUCCUGCAGUGCCUGGAGUGGGUGGAAUAAUUGGAGCUUUGCCAGGUAACCAACUGGCAAUCAAUGGCAUUGUAGGAGCUUUAAAUGGGGUUAUUCAGACCCCUGUCACAAUAUCCCAGAACCCUGCCCCCCUCACCCACACGACUGUACCACCUAAUGCAACACAUCCAAUGCCAGCUUCACUGACAAACAGUGCCUCAGGACUAGGAUUACUUUCUGACCAGCAAAGACAAAUACUUCUUCAUCAACAGCAAUUUCACCAGCUGUUAAAUUCUCAACAGCUCACACCAGAACAGCAUCAGGCCCUCCUGUAUCAGUUAAUGCAGCAGCAUCACCACCAGCAGCACCACCAGCCUGAACUGCAGCAGAUACAGAUCCCCGGCCCAGCGCAAAUACCAAUAAACAACCUACUUGCAGGUACUCAGGCACCACCACUUCACACAGCUACCACCAAUCCAUUUCUCACAAUCCAUGGUGAUAAUACAAGUCAGAAAGUAACAAGACUUAGUGAUAAAACUGGGCCUGUAGCUCCAGAGAAAAGUUGACACUCAAGAAACAUCUAGAAAUUGCUUAUCCUGCUGUUCUAGCACUUCGUCUGGCUGCUGCUGCAGUCCUCUUUCUACACCUGUGAAGAAAUGCAACAAGAAACUAACUGCACAACAAAGGUUAAUUGCCAGAAGGACAUUCUUGUAAGCUUUGACUAAUUUUCUUGUUGCUUUGUUGCACUGAGGUAAAACUCCAUAUCCUCCCACUCCUCAGAUUUUUUUUAACCUUUGAAAGAAAAUUCAAUAACUAAUUUUUGUCAAUGAAACAAUUUACAUGCAAUGAUUUUAUCAACCUGAGAGAAAUAGUUGAUGCACAACUAAUUUUGUUAUAAAUUGGAGAUACGAAUAGCAAACUGAAGACUUACUCCAUUUACAAACUACUUGAUUUUACUGUACAAAUUGGAAAAUGAAAUAUAAUCUUUUGUUUGGGUUAUUGUAUGCUUUGUGAGUUAGGUUGUAAAACAAAUUUUAAGGAACUGUCUAACUUUUACUGAAGUUUUACUGAUUAAAUAUUUCAAAUAAAUAGGUUAUCAACUGGGACUUGGCAAUCUUUGUUCUAAAAAUUUCUUUUCUAAUGGGAUUUGACCAAUUCUUGGUAAUCAAGUUAGGAUGGUAAUGUCUGCUUCUGCUAAAGGUAAUUUUCUAUUGCUAAAUGCUUUUUCUUUUGUCUUAAGACCUACUCAUUUUUUUAAAGAAACCUUGAGUUAAGUGAGUUCUAAGGCUGCUGGGGGAACCAGAUCAAUUGAAAGUGAAAGACUUCUUUCAUAAAAAGGGGCCACUCUGAAAACUGCUAGUAGGGUUUGGCCUUAAUCAAGUGCCUGUUAGUACCUCCAUUGUGUUGAAAUGGCUCUAGACAACUGAGCUUGCACUACAGUCAGUCCUUGUAAGUAGUAGGAAUAUUCAGUGUUACACCAGCAGCCUUCCCCAUUGUUCUGCCUUUAUGAAAAACUUUCUAUGCCACUGUAGAUAGCUCAGGCAAAACUAUUACCUGGGUGUUUAUCCACUAAUGAGUCACAAGAAAAAUGAGUGGAUUUGGUAAGAAUAUGUACAAUUUUCAUUUAAAGAUCUCCCUAUUACUGCCAGUGAUUAAAAAGCAAACAAUAACAAAAUACUACCACUACCACAGUUAUUAAAACAGGUAAAACCUGUAUUACAGCCUUUCUGCUUUUGGUAGCCAAGCUCCUGGUGUGAUAGUCUGGCAGAGUAUAAAUUAUACAAUUGGAGAUGUAAUCAUUGAACUGUUCUUAAGUGUGUGAAUUAUUAGUGGAAAAGACCCAGCUGUAAUUAGACCUCCACUGUGUACUUAGCUGGAAGAACAUGUUAAUUCUGCAAUAUGUCUCUUGGUUAAACAUUGCACAGUUCUUACCUCAUUUCUGUAAAUAAAGUUUUGUGAAUCUGUUUUGUAUUGUGAAAAAUUCAUAAGAUAACAUUGAUAUUUUGAUUUGUAAUAUUUCUAAUUGGUAGAUUUAAUUGAAAGUAAAAUUAAUUUAUUUUUAUAUGUUCCGGGGAAUUUUAAAGUCAAAUUUUUUGUAGAUAAUUAAAAUAAAUCGGUGUGGUUUAUUUUACAACCCACUGGUUGUUGUUCUGUAACAAUUUGUAUAAAUGGUAAAUUUUGAAUGUGUUGUUAUUUUACCUAGAUGUAAAAUUCCACAUGUAUUAAAGAGAUUGUACAAAGUUUUGUUAAUAAAAUUUAAUAAUGUUUAUAACUCUUUGCCAUUCUUGUUUGGAGAGGAUGAAGCUCCAGGAGACCAUUGGAGCCUUGCCUCUGUAGUUUGUUCCAGUAGUCUUUGUGCUUUGUGUUUUGGAUCAUCAGGGUAAUAUCAGUUUGGAGUUAAUGAAACUUUCCUCAUGACUAGGCUCUGUACAGUGUACAAAGCAACAAUGCAUAGCAGUAGACCUUGUGUUCAAAGAUCUUAAUGACUAGAUGUGAAGAAGAGCAGACUCUGAGAAUUGCUGUGAUGCAGAGAAGAGGGAAGUAAUCACAGUGGCAGUAAAAGGAAAAGAAAUUCCAGAUGAGACAGUUAAUUAUAGCACAUUAAUAAAGUAGUAUUCAUACUUGAUAAAGAUUAAAUUCCUCUUAUUAGCUUUAACCAGAGGCAUUAAGUGAAAGAAAAAUCCAAAUCUGUUGAGUGUUUUUUAGGUCUUGGUAUGCAUCCGAAUCACCUGUGGUGUUUUUCAAAAGUAUAAAUGCUCAGACUUUAUCCCAGACUCAAUUGAAUGAGAAUAUACUGGUCUAUAUAAUUUGCUCCUAGUAAUUAAGAGUUAGGGAGCCCUGGUGGCACAGUGGGUAAGUGCUCAGCUACUAACUGAAAGGUUGGAGGUUCAAACCCACCAGCUGCUC
Molecule: messenger RNA, 8487 nt
Organism: Trichechus manatus latirostris (Florida manatee)
Lineage: Eukaryota; Metazoa; Chordata; Mammalia; Sirenia; Trichechidae
Gene: MLLT10
Product: MLLT10 histone lysine methyltransferase DOT1L cofactor
Exons: 22
Coding region: 3243-6146 (967 amino acids)
Biological process (GO): regulation of transcription by RNA polymerase II
Cellular component (GO): nucleus
Molecular function (GO): nucleosome binding; histone binding
Source: RefSeq, a predicted model, not a curated record